Molecule: messenger RNA, 5998 nt
Organism: Nematolebias whitei (Rio pearlfish)
Lineage: Eukaryota; Metazoa; Chordata; Actinopteri; Cyprinodontiformes; Rivulidae
Gene: tns2a
Product: tensin 2a
Exons: 28
Coding region: 315-5348 (1677 amino acids)
Biological process (GO): peptidyl-tyrosine dephosphorylation
Molecular function (GO): protein tyrosine phosphatase activity; protein binding
Source: RefSeq, a predicted model, not a curated record
AACGGGAUGAGACAGAAGGUGAAGUAAGAGGACAACGGGAGGUUUCGGGGGGGAGGAAGAACAAGGAGCCCGCAUGUGACAGGGCAGGAGGUGCUUUAACGAGCGUGUUGUUGCAAAAGGAGCAGGGCAGAGAGAGUAUCCUUCCCCUCUGCACCCCACGGGAGCUGAGUGAGGGCCAGGAGGAGGGGAAGGGCCUCCGCCUCUCCAGCUGACAAAAGCAGCUGCCCAGGAGCGCGCUCAGAGGGAAGUCAGAGGUGAGGAGGACCCACAGACCAACAGUCCUGGACCCCCUCCACCCCCACCCGUCUACCUAUAUGGGUUGCGUCCUGAGCUCGGACUGGUGUGGGGAGGGAGAGGUGCAGCCGGUGGCGGUGGUCCGGAGCUCGUCCCUGAAGAGGAGUGAGAGCGGCAGGAUGAGGCUGACUAAGUCUGGAAAGGGAGAGCCCCACGUCUUCAAGGAGAAGACGUUUAAGAAGAAGAGACAGUGCGGCGUGUGUCGACAGAACAUCGACAACGUGGGCUCCUUCUGCAGAGUAUGCAAAGCAGCCACCCACAGGAAAUGCGAGUCUAAGCUGACCUCUGCUUGCAUCCCAGCUCCCUCCAAUGAUCUGCAACGCAGAGGGACGUCGUCUUCUCAACACAUCCAACACACGGGAUCCACCAAGUCCCUGAACUACAUCAAACAGAGGAGCACCCUACCAAGGAGCUUCAGUGUGGACCGUGUGAUGGAGCGCGUGAUGGAGCGCCACUACGACUUCGACCUGACCUACAUCACUGAGAGGAUCAUUUCGGUCUUCUUCCCUCCGAAACUGGAGGAGCAAAGAUACCGGCUCAACCUGAAGGAGGUGGCGGCCAUGCUCAAAUCCAAACACCAGGACAAGUUUCUGUUGCUGAAUCUCUCAGAGCGACGCCAUGACAUCACCCGGCUAAACCCUAAGGUUCAUGACUUUGGCUGGCCCGACCUCCACGCCCCGCCGCUGGAUAAGAUCUGCGCCAUAUGUAAGGCCAUGGAGAACUGGCUGACCUCUGACCCCCAGCACGUGGUGGUCCUACACUGCAAGGGCAAUAAAGGGAAAACUGGCGUGAUCGUCGCAGCCUACAUGCACUACAGCAAGAUCUCUGCAGGGGCGGACCAGGCUCUCAGUACUCUCGCCAUGAGGAAGUUCUGUGAAGAUAAGGUGUCCUCUUCCCUCCAGCCGUCACAAAACAGGUAUGUCUAUUACUUCGGAGGCCUUCUCUCUGGGGCCAUAAAGAUGAACAGCAGUCCUCUCUUCCUGCACCAAGUCCUCAUCCCAUCGCUCCCCAACUUCCAGGGAGAGGGAGGUUAUUACCCGUUCUUGAAGAUCUACCAGUCCAUGCAGCUGGUCUACACUUCAGGCAUAUAUGACCUUCAAGGCACCGGAGGCAGAAGACUGUGCGUGAGCAUCGAACCGGCACUGUUGCUGAAGGGUGACAUCAUGGUGAAAUGCUACCACCGGCGAGCCCAGAGCGCCGACAGAGACACGGUGUUCAGGCUGCAGUUCCACACCUGCACCGUCCACGGAGCCCAGCUCUGGUUCGGCAAGGGGGAGCUAGACGAAGCUCACACCGACGAACGUUUUCCAUCCGAUGCCACCGUGGAGUUUGUCUUCUCCUCUGGACCUGAGAGGAUCAAAGGACGUGAAUACCACAAGAACGACCCGGCUGUCAUAGUCGACUACAACACCUCUGACCCGGUGGUUCGCUGGGAUUCUUAUGAGAACUUCAACCAGCGGUACCAGGACAGCCUGGAGGAUAUUGCUCAUACCAGAGGUCCUGUAGAUGGCAGCCUUUACGCUCAGAUAAAGAAGCGCCGAGGUCCCGGUUCCGAUUCUCUGACCUCAACUAACGGCAGCAGCCCAGGAGGCGGCUUCUUAGAAGAUCGGCCCGAUCAUAUGAUCACCCAAAGUUCUGACCCCAGCUUUUCACCCCACUCCCUCAAUUUGAACCAAUCGUGUAUCCAUCCCGACCACUCUGAGGAGCCCGUCCGUCCCCCGCCCCCGACCAGGCAGGAGAGGGAGGAACUCGAUCGUCUCCUCGGAGGGAUCGAAGGGAACCCAGAUGGAGAGAGAGAGACCGCCAUUUUGGAUGAUGGAGAUUCUUGGCCCUCAGAGAGAAGUGGGGCGCUGCGGCUCAGUCGGUCGUGUUCGUGCAGGGACGGUUACCGCUCCCAGCGCUGUGCUGAACCGGGCUGUGACCGUACCCUCCUCAUGCCUAAUGGCUACUGCCUCGAUCGAGCCCCUGGCACCAACGGUCAUCACGGGGCGAACCCCCCCACUAGCCCAAACCCAGCUCCUCCGUCACACAUGGACAUGUGUCAGCAUUACAGCCCACACACGCAACAGUCCCUUCCACCUCCGGAUCUAGUGUGGGAUCGUCAAAGUUACCCCUCUCACUUUUUACACCGUACCUGCUCAGAGGUGUCGUCACCUCGACAUAUUUGUCCAUAUCCAUCACAAGACCUGACCCCUCACUCUCACAGUCAUUCACACCUCCCCAUGUCUGUCCCUGGCCGCCUCUGCUGUCAUGAGGAGGCACCCUUUCACCAUCCUCCUCCACCUCACAGCCACAACCAUCCUCUCUCACACCCCUCGAAACCCUCCACCAGCCCGACUUACCAAGAUAUAAUGCUAAUGGAUGGUCUACCACCCCCUGGCUGUCUUUGUAGAGACUGCAGCGUCAGGAGAGAAGACUCCGCUGCCUAUCACAACUUGAGGCUGGACCGUGGGGACAGCUUCCACUGGGACAGGGAGGCAGAGCUUCAACAGAGGGAGGUGGGGCUUAGGAGAACCCGGGAGACUGAGUUACCCAGAGGAUCAGAGAUCCACUGGGAAAGGGAUCCAGGGCUCAGGCGGGGCAGGGAGCUGUCACUCCACUGGGAACGAGACAGGGAGGCAGAGCUUCAGUGGGAGAGAGAUAGAGAGGCUGAAUACUGGCACAGGAGAGCUACCGUAGCCUCCUACGGCCCACAGGGACAUGAUCUGCCAGCCUUCACCUUUGACCCACUGCCGUCAGGCCACCCGGCUUAUCCAGAAGCAUCAAGGUCCCAUGCUCAUUCUCACCUGGAUCUGAAGUACAGCAGCAGCAGCAGCGGGUACCAAACACCGCGUCAGGCAUGCCUCUACUCACCGUACCAGCCCUCGCCAUCUGAAAGCAGGGGCUACGCUUCAGGCUACCAGUCUGAGUCCACGUCUCCACUCCCUCCUGCCUCCUCUAUGACUGGGUCCUGCAACCAUAGCAAUGGGCCAGCAGACCACAACCACCAUCACCGGCAUCCAGACUCGCAGCAGUCAUACAGCCCUGACUCGCAUACCGAUGGCCUUCGUAGUUCUGGGGAAAGCGUUGGCUGGAGGGAUCACAUUACCCACAGUUCCUUUAAGAGGGUCCACAGAGAAGGCCAUGUCGCCUGCUCCACACCUUCUGACAUGUCUGGACCUUCUACUCCUGUCCACACCAGUAGUCCUCUCCGAACGCAGGAGAGCCCCAGUCCAGGAAGGGGAGAAUAUGACAUCCGGACCACAGACAUCAUCGGCAGUGACAACGAGGACUCCCCGACCCAGGACGAACACUUUUGUAACGCCAAUGGAGUCCAGGAAGCUGUAGGAAGCUCCAACACCAGCCCAGAGCAGUCGUCUCUUGCACUCACCAAAAAUACGCAGUCACAAACUGAAUCCCCCGAUCGCUGCGCAGCGCCAACUGAAGCUUCCCCCACCACCCCACUGCAGCAGCUCCGCAGCACAGAUGCACCGUUAGAUUCGUCGCCUGCGUCAAACCAGGGUCCCCCUUCAUCUGCAUCAGACACAAGCCCUCAGUCCAGACCACUUACUCCUCCAGCCCUGCGUUCUUCAGAAGAUUCUGCUGUACCCUCUGCAGUGGUACAGCCUCAGACCCAGACCCAAGCCAAUGGUUCUCCAGAGCCAACCUCUGUGCAGGUCAAUGGAUCUUCUCCAACGAUGAAAUCCCACCCAGACAUCCACAAGCCCACCACCUCCAGUCCCUCGUCUGCUCUCGCACCGUCAUCCCCGCAGCCAGGACCUGGCAGCGCAGAUGGCUCACCGGUCUCUGACGUUCCAGUUCCUGGUUUUGCCACCCUGGGAAGGAGGUUAAUGCUGAGUGGAUCAGAAACCCACCACUCAAAUUACCUGCAGCACCACGGACCCCCACAUCACCACUACCCGGGCAUGGAGCACAGCGUUGCCAUGGAUGCCAACAAAAGGCAAUGUUACUCUGGACCCACCCCACAGCUCCACCCAGCCUCCUACUCAAACUACUCCACCAUCUCCAUCCUUCUUCCUCCCCCACAGCCGCCUUUACCGGAGAAGCGGUAUCAGCCUGCUCACCCAGGUUCUCCCAUCGAAGGGGUGAGACCAUCCGGGGGACACGUGCCUCCCUCCACCACCCAGCAUCACGUUACAUUUUCUCCCAAUGUGGGAGAAAUUGCACCCCCUGCAGGCCUAAAUGAUGACAUCAACCGGGUCAGUGUGAAAUUUGUCCAGGACAGUUCGAGGUUCUGGUACAAACCUGCCAUCUCCAGAGAGCAAGCGAUCGCAGCUCUGAAGGAGAGAGAGCCGGGAACCUUCCUGAUCAGGGACAGUAACUCUUUCCAGGGGGCCUACGGUCUGGCUCUGAAGGUGGCCACGCCUCCACCCAACGUGAACCACAGCAGCAAAGCGAGUGACCCUCUGGAGCAGCUGGUGAGACAUUUCCUGAUCGAGACGGGACCCCGAGGGGUCAAGAUCAAAGGAUGUCAAAACGAGCCCUACUUUGGGAGUCUGUCUGCACUGGUCUAUCAACACUCCAUCACUCCCAUCUCUCUGCCCUGCGCUCUUAAAAUCUCUGAAAAAGAUCUGGUUGGAGAGGUGCAGGAGGUUCAACAAGUCAGUAACAUCAGUACAGCUGCUGAUCUGCUCAAACAAGGAGCCGCCUGUAAUGUCCUCUACCUGAACUCUGUGGAGACCGAGUCCCUGACUGGCCCCCAGGCCAUCGCAAAAGCAACAGACGGCACGCUGGGUCAUAACCCCCGUCCAGCACCGACCGUGGUCCAGUUUAAGGUGACGUCGCAGGGCAUCACUCUGACCGACAGCCAGCGGAGGCUCUUCUUCAGGAGACAUUACCCAGUGAACAGCGUGACCUUCAGCAGCAUCGACCCGAAGGACAGAAGGUGGACUAACUCCGACAACACGACCGUUAAAGUGUUCGGGUUUGUUGCCAAGAAGCCGGGCAGCGCGGGGGAGAACGUCUGCCACCUGUUCGCAGAGCUGGACCCCGAACAGCCGGCCUCGGCCAUCGUCAACUUCAUCAACAAGGUCAUGUUGGCGCCGCGCCGAUAAAAGGAACCGACGACGAAAAGAGGCAAAACGAGCAGCGCCGACGGGACGACACCCAGACCACGAACGGGUUUUUAAAUUUAAUCCAAGAGCUGAAACCUCCGACCGACCCGACGGGUGGUUCUGGAUUUAUUUUCCAACUCGCGUCACAACUCCUCCAGGAGCGAGGAGGCUUCAGACAAACAGACCAGUUUAAAAAACAACAACUAACCUUGAACUAAAACAACUUCAGCUGCGGACGUCAGGACAUAUUAGAAAACAUCACUCCCGUGUUUUCCUUUCAUCUUUUUUUUUUUGUCCAUCUAGUCUUGAAGAACAAAUUAAAAAAAAAAAAAAAAGGAAAAACAUCAAAAUCUGAUGACCGUUGGCGAUUUAGUUAAUUAUUAUUUGUGACGACUGCAGCCAGUCCGCGUUAGAUUCUGAAAUAUUAAGAGGGAAAAAUGACACAAAACCACACGAGACUGGUUUGUAAUUAAGCUCCGCCUCUUCCACUGAAUUGAUGUUUCCAUGACGACCACUGAUGGGUUAACCAAAGCCAGGCUCCUCCUUUCAGACGCUUGGAUGAAGAUGUUGGUACCGCUUCACAACAAGAACCUUUAGUUUUGUUUUUCUUUCGGCUGCGCCCUUCAGGGGUCAGAGAACUCGCACGAAGA